Molecule: messenger RNA, 528 nt
Organism: Fraxinus pennsylvanica
Lineage: Eukaryota; Viridiplantae; Streptophyta; Magnoliopsida; Lamiales; Oleaceae
Source: the annotation of a GenBank genome assembly
AUGGAGAUCGGACUGGCAGCGUUGGUGUCAACUGAGCCGUCUUACUCCUAUUCAAACUCCGCGUCAUCGUCGGGGGUUCUUCGCCGGGUUCAAUGGACGCCGGAAGUAGUUACAAAACUAUUCCAUCCCUGUUCAGGCAGUUUUGUCGCAGCCAUGAGACAUUUAAUGACUAUGAUUAAGGUUGCUUUCCUUCUGGUCAUUGAACUUCGGGUUUUCCCCUUGAUGUGCGGUUGGUGGCUGGAUGUUUGUACCGUAAGAAUGUUUGGAAAGUCAAUGUCGCAAAGAGUUGAGUUCUUUUCACUCUUCCCACUGGCAAGCUCUUUGGUUCAUUGGAUUGUCGGAAUUGUUUACAUGCUGCAAAUAAGUGUCUUUGUCAGCCUCCUUCAAGGGGUAGUACGUAGUGGAGUUAUAUACUUUCUUCGAGAUCCAGCUGAUCCUCGUUACAAUCCAUUCCGUGACUUGAUUGAUGAUCCUCUGCAUAGGCAUGCCCGUAGAAUUUGUUGUCUGUUGCUGUUUAUGGGAGUUUGA